Austrofundulus limnaeus is the source of this 757-nucleotide messenger RNA. Its product is annotated as troponin I, slow skeletal muscle. Gene Ontology annotation, biological process: cardiac muscle contraction; skeletal muscle contraction. The transcript is spliced from 7 exons. Bases 38 to 604 code for a protein of 188 amino acids. Gene Ontology annotation, cellular component: troponin complex. Lineage: Eukaryota; Metazoa; Chordata; Actinopteri; Cyprinodontiformes; Rivulidae. The record is from RefSeq and is a predicted model, not a curated record.
CUAUUUUUGUCCCACAGGCUUCAUUAAAAUUGUCAAGAUGCCUGACAAGCCGCCUGAGAGGAAAUCUAAAAUCUCAGCUUCUCGUAAGCUCAUGCUAAAGAGCUUGAUGGUUGCAAAGGCCAAAGAGGAGCUGGAGCAGGAGUUGGUGGAAAAAGAGGAGCAGAAAGAAAAAUACCUGGAAGAAAAAGUUCCUCCGAUUCAGAUCAGUGGCAUGUCAGCAACAGAGCUGAAGGCACUGUGUGAAGAGCUGCAUGCCAAGUUAGACGUGGUGGAUGAAGAGCGAUAUGAUAUCGAAGCCAAGGUCUUACACAACACCAGAGAGAUCAAAGACCUGAACAUCAAGGUGCUGGACUUACGAGGGAAGUUCAAGAGGCCCAAUUUGAGAAGAGUCAGGGUCUCUGCCGACGCCAUCCUGCGCUCUCUGCUCGGCUCCAAACACAAAGUGUCRAUGGAUCUCAGAGCUAACCUCAAAUCUGUCAAGAAGGAGGACACAGAGAAGGAAAAGACGGUGGAGGUGAGUGAUUGGAGGAAGAACGUCGAGGCCAUGUCAGGCAUGGAAGGCCGCAAAAAGAUGUUCGACGCUGCCAAAGGCCAAGCCCAGUGAAAACAACGCAAACAGCUGGCUUUUAAUUUGUUAAACACUUUCACCUUUAAUCCACUGUGUUGAAAAACUUCCCAACAUCUCGACUUUCACAUUGAGUUUUUCUUUUUUCUACAAACKGUAGCUGAUUGAAAUAAACAUAWUAUGUUCUGUUUU